Molecule: messenger RNA, 1848 nt
Organism: Purpureocillium lilacinum
Lineage: Eukaryota; Fungi; Ascomycota; Sordariomycetes; Hypocreales; Ophiocordycipitaceae
Source: RefSeq, a predicted model, not a curated record
AUGCGUCUCCUUGAGCUUUGUCCCGAAAUCAUCGUGCAAAUCGGCGAGAGCGUUGAUUCCGAACAAGAUCUCCUGGCGCUUUCCAGAGCUCACCCGGCACUUAGCACCCUUCUCACUCGCUGCCUUUACCGCCUGGACGCCGAAGCCUACGGUGGCUCGGAAUUGUACAGGGCCGCAAAGCGUGGCAGCUUGGCAGGAGUAAAGGCGUCUCUCAAGUACGGUGCAUCACGAUAUCUUGACGAUUUCCGCCUCCGCGACAGCAAUAACGACGAUGCAGAGUACUUAGGGUACUAUAAAAUGAUGACUCCACUGAUGAUGGCCGCAGCUGGAGGCAACUUGGAAGUGGCCCAGUUGCUACUUGGAGAGGGCGCCUCCGUUGAGCCCGAUCUUCAUUGGAGCAUGGAAGGAUUCCAUCAAUCAGCGCUUCAUAUCGCCAUGGAUCGCGGCGACGUGAGGAUGAUCAGGCUUCUGGUAGAUGCUGGCGCCAACGUGGAGCCAUCCGCUACCGAUCCACGUUUUGGGCCCGGAGCCCGCCGCCGAGGACCUCUCGGUCGAGCAAUGGAGCGAGAACAGGAAGAGAUUGCCAUGAUACUUCUGGACGCCGGUGCAAGCCCUCAGCGGUAUACGUUGCGUGGCGACAGCAUGCUUCACAUCGCUCUCCAGAUGCGAAGCAUGGGCCUUGCCACUCGACUGCUGGAGAAAGGAGCCAGUCCAAACGAUUCGGGCUGGCUUGAUCUCAGCCUGGUGAAGGUUGCUGUUCAGCUGGAGUCUCCGGAACUGCUGAAGCUUCUUCUGACCCACGGAGCCAGCUCUGAGCCAAGCGGCUCGUGGGACUCUAUGAUAUGCGAUGCGUGGGAUUGCGCAAAAGUUGCUUUGGAAGGCCGGAAGUAUGAAGUCUUUGAGUGGCUUCUCAAGUACGGGAUCGUCGCCGACACUAGAGGUACCAAGGCCGAAGACGUCCUUGUACUCGCCAUACAGUGGGACAUGCCGGACUACAUCAGGGCGUUGAUUGAGUUGGGGGCUAGACUUGGUGCCCGGGAGAUUGGGGAACCGACGCUGCUCAUGAUUCUCGCGAAGGCUGGCUACUUUGAAGCCACCCAGAUACUUCUGAGCCUGGAAGCGGAAACCGAGUCCACGGAUAUGGAUGGCCGUACGGCACUUUUCCUGGCCGUGAAGAGCAUGGCUGAGAUGGACAAUGUGUUCCAGACCGUCACGAUCUUGCUAGAUGCUGGAGCCGAUCCAAACGUUGUCGGGGAGAUGAUGGAUUCAUUUGUUGAAAAUGGCGCCUUCGGUAGCACCUUCGCGGGAUGGCAUUACACCACGGGCCAGCGUGAGUGCAUCAGGCUAAAGCUCAUGGUCUGGGAUGCUGCACUGCGGUCAAUCGGCUCCCCGAACACAGCCAACACAGUCAAGCUGCUUCGAGAGUACGCCAAGGACCCAGCAAUCUUAGAUGGAGGGAUCCUCAGGCUGGCUGCGAGCCUUGGGAAUGCGGUUGCCGUAAGGUGUCUCCUAGAAAUCUGCGACGGGCUGAACGUGGAUGAAACUGGCAGCUUUGACAUGACCGCUUUGAUGAGGGCGUCGUGCAUCGGCGACCUCGAGUCAAUAAAACUUCUUCUCGAUCAUGGAGCGUCGGUCCACGCCAAGUGCUGGAAGGGUUAUACGGCGCUGCACUACGCCCUCAUCAGGAAAAUCGGGGGUAUUUUGCCGACUCUCGCAGAGUUAUCCCUUGAAGCUAUUCGUCUGCUCUUGGAAAGGGGUGCCGACCCCAGCGCGACACUAGAGCUGAGAAUCUGGGAGCUGGUUCCGCGCGGAAACUACCAGGCCGUCGCCGAACUACUGUUGGAAUGA